Messenger RNA from Schizosaccharomyces octosporus yFS286, 2073 nucleotides. RefSeq names its product alpha-1,2-mannosyltransferase. Gene Ontology annotation, biological process: GPI anchor biosynthetic process. The coding region runs from base 58 to 1605 and encodes 515 amino acids. Gene Ontology annotation, cellular component: endoplasmic reticulum membrane. The record is from RefSeq and is a predicted model, not a curated record. The transcript has 6 exons. Lineage: Eukaryota; Fungi; Ascomycota; Schizosaccharomycetes; Schizosaccharomycetales; Schizosaccharomycetaceae. Gene Ontology annotation, molecular function: alpha-1,2-mannosyltransferase activity.
GCUAGAAGGAGCAAGCCUCGUGGUUUCACUCCAGUUGUCUCACCACAGUAAGCGACAAUGCAAAAAUAUCGAAAGUAUGUGAUAAUAUAUGCCUUUUUAUUAUGUUUUCGAUUUUGGAUAUCUCAGAGUAACUCAUACAUACAUCCUGACGAGCAAUUGCAAUCGUUACAGAUAAUUGCAGGGAAAUUUCUUAAUUGGAAAGUCGAGCUUCCAUGGGAAUUCACAUCUGAAGAACCAAUUCGGUCCAUGGUUCCUUUAUAUCUUAUGCUUCUGCCUGCAUUUUAUACCGCAAAAGCUACUUGUCAUGAAUUUUGCAAACCAAAUACUAUUUAUCUUUUAGCUAGAUUCACUAUGUUUUUAUGGUCUCUGGUUAUUGAUUUUAGCAUAUCCAGAAUUGUACCACCAAAGAAAAAAUGGAAGUGUCUACUUCUAUAUUCUAUAUCAUAUUUGGCUUGUAGCUUUCAGACGCACACUAUCUCCAAUUCUAUGGAAACGGUGUUUAUGUUUCUCACAAUCAUGUUUUUAUCUAAAUUGGCGGUUUCUUCGGUAAAAAGCAGGAAAAGUUAUUUAUUGUCAGUGGCAGCAUCCAUAAGCACCACAAUCGGUCUUUUUACAAGAAUUACCUUUCUCGCGUUCGUUUUCGUGCCUUAUAUCUACUAUGGUUUUCGAUGGUUAAAAAAUAACAGACAAAAUAUGCUUUUGAUUUUUAGCCAUAUUUUCUUAAUGUUUUGUUCAUGCGUACUAAUAUCUUCAUUGUGCCUUUAUGAAGACUAUAAGUUCUAUGGAAAGUUUACAGUUACGCUUUUAAACAAUAUUAGUUAUAACUCUCGGUUUGAAAAUUUGGCCUUACACGGAAUCCAUUCCAAGACCCAGCAUUUUUUUGUUAAUGUUCCUCUUCUAUGUGGUCCGUUACUCCCUACAUUUUCACUAUGGAACAUUCGAAAUGCUCAAGCGUGGUUUUGGAUUUUCCCGGUUGCUGUCCUUUCCAUUUUUCCACAUCAAGAAGCAAGGUUUUUACUCCCCGCCAUCUCUCUUUAUGUGGUUUUUGCAGCUCGGUAUAUAAGAUCUCGUUUUCUCCUCUUGCUAUUCAUUAUUUAUUCGAUUGUUAUGUCGGUAUUUUAUGGGAUUAUGCACCAAAACGGAGUCGUUCCUUCUGUUGUAGAACUUGGUUCAAUACUCCGUGAUAAUGGUUUGCUUAAUCAGACCUCCAACAAUUAUUAUCCAGCUACAAUUUAUUACUGGAGAACCUAUACAGCACCAACAUGGAUGUUGGCACGUCCAAAUUCCAGUCCAAUUGAUGUUGUCCAACUAUACAACUAUUCCAAGGAACAAACCUUAUCCCUUUUUUGGGAAGAUCAUCACAAUACUCAAAAGCUUGAAAAGGAAUUCAUAAAUUUUGUUUCCUCAAAGACCAUUUCUUUUCCUAUAUUAGUCUGUCCUAUCGCACUUCUACAAUCUGACGAGGAUACGAAAGGCUUGCAGCUUUUAAAAUAUAUACCUUAUCACGUCGACCUUGAUGACGCUGAUGAACUUCCGUUAGCUGAUUUAAUUCGGAAUCAUGGAAUAGGCAUAUAUGCAGCUAAAGAAGUCAACAUGGAUCCAUGAAAUUAAGUAAUGACCGUUGCAAUGUAUUUUAAUACUAGAUUUUUUAAUUAAUAAAGAGGAACAAUUAUAGCAAAGCCUUUUAUCAACAAUUUUUCCAAUUGUCUAAGCACGAUACAUCAUUUACUGGGGAAUUAAUAUUUUAAGUAUAUAUAUAACCUUGGGUUUCGUAUCACUUUUUUUAGCAUGAUUUCUUUUCUUCUCAGCGAACUAACAUAUGAUGGUAACGAUCGUGCAUUGAAAUACAUAGAUCAAUGGUGAUGUAGCCAACAUCUAGGUGUCGGUCACCGCUGACUGAGUCAUUUACUUUUAUACGAACAUGUAAAUAUAGUCAUUCCCACUUCACGCAAUUCAUAGAAAUCACCUUUAGUUUUCUCGUUUCGUAAACCCAGUAACAAACAUACUUGUAUGUAGGUAACAAUGGUGCAUCUGACUUGAUUUGGGAAACUUCGCAUUAGUUUGUAUUUGCGA